GAUAUAUAUCGAUACUGUCUAUGGCCGCGAAACAAGAUAGCCAUAGAGGGUGGAUAUUCGACAAAUGUCAUCGAUAGUAAUUCAACAUUCCAAGUGUGUUAACUUACAUAUUAAAUUAUUCAAAUAAAAUAUUUGAAAGUAAUUACAUACUCUACAAUCAUGAUUCGUUUUAUUUUAAUUCAAAACAGAGCUGGUAAAACUAGACUUGCCAAAUGGUAUAUGAAUUUCGAUGACGAUGAGAAACAAAAAUUGAUUGAAGAAGUUCAUGCAGUAGUUACUGUUAGAGAUGCCAAACAUACUAAUUUUGUAGAAUUUCGCAAUUUUAAGAUUGUCUAUAGACGAUAUGCAGGUUUAUAUUUCUGCAUUUGCGUGGACGUAAAUGAUAAUAAUCUUUGUUACUUAGAAGCAAUUCACAAUUUUGUAGAAGUUUUAAAUGAAUAUUUUCAUAAUGUAUGCGAAUUGGAUUUGGUGUUUAACUUUUACAAGGUGUAUACGGUGGUAGAUGAGAUGUUUCUAGCUGGUGAAAUUAGAGAAACCAGUCAAACUAAAGUGUUAAAGCAAUUAUUGAUGUUGAAUUCCUUAGAAUAAAUCUAUUUAUAAUGUAUCAUCCUAUGAUACUGAA
This is a messenger RNA of Polistes dominula (European paper wasp), 622 nucleotides long. RefSeq names its product adaptor protein complex 2, sigma subunit (gene AP-2sigma). Gene Ontology annotation, cellular component: AP-2 adaptor complex; membrane coat. Gene Ontology annotation, molecular function: clathrin-cargo adaptor activity. The record is from RefSeq and is a predicted model, not a curated record. Lineage: Eukaryota; Metazoa; Arthropoda; Insecta; Hymenoptera; Vespidae. Gene Ontology annotation, biological process: intracellular protein transport; clathrin-dependent endocytosis.